Cylicocyclus nassatus is the source of this 320-nucleotide messenger RNA. NCBI's taxonomy places the organism in Eukaryota, Metazoa, Nematoda, Chromadorea, Rhabditida, Strongylidae. The record is from the annotation of a GenBank genome assembly.
ACCACUUGCUACAUGCCUCUUCAAAAUGCUCCAAAAGUUCUUCACGGAAGUCACUGAGUCAAGCUCCGUGGGCUGGCAGUCCUUUCAGAAGCCAGCCAUAAUGCUUUCGACUGAGUCGUACCUUCGCUCGAUGCAGGCGGUGAUCGGAGCCACUGCAGAUGAAUGAAACUACUAAGACAUCGAACAAGCUCCACUUUUGGUUGAUGAGAAUGUGGUCGGUCUCCGCUGUCGUUCUGUUGGACGACCGUGUUUAUAGCGAUUUUUUCUUCUCGAGUAUAAAAUUGAGUAGGUGCGGCGAAGAAAAGCUCAAAGGUUUGUAU